AUGCAUAAUAAUACCAUCGACCAAAACUUGGAAGUCAUCAAGAUUCGCGCCUCGGUCUACAAGUUGGUGGUGUCGCUGUGCCAGUACUGUGGAGACUUUGUGCCAUCUCAUGGCCGUCAGUUCUGCCCCCUGGUCCUGUCCAGUCUGGGGGAGAAGGAGCCUGGUGUGGUGGGUCCUCUCUGGGACGCCGUCCUUCUCACCACCAGCCUCUGCCAGGACUGGAGAGAGCAUGUAAAUGUGCCUAAGGCGGUGCUGCCAGGUCUGUGGCAGCUGCUGGGCGAGGGAGGCUACGGCUCUGCCAGACAGGUCUACCCCUGUCUCCUCCCUCUCCUUACCAGACUGGUCCAACAGGUCUAUCCGUCAGAUGUCAACUUUGCCGUAUCUUUCAUGGAUAAGUUGAAAAGCGGAGUGGAGGCAGGCAGUGUGCGAGGGUCAGUCUCAGAGAGUGAGGCGGUUCUCCAGACCUGCAGUCAGUGUCUCUGCCACCUCGUGGUGGCUGUGGAGACACACUCUCUCCCUCACGAUGAGAUACAGCAGUUCUAUGAGAAGCUGUUGGGCACGGCUCACUUUGCCAAGAUGGGAGCUCUCCUGAAGUCACUUGGGAACCGCUACUCUAAGCCAGACACUGACCGAAGGGUGACAUUUGAUCGAGUCACUGUUCCACAGCCAGCAGAACAGGCUCCUCUUAUAACCAGUGAAGAAGGUGAAGGAACGGUAUUUGAGGCCGGAGAAAAGGAGGCGAAACAGGUAAAGGAAGAGAAGAAGAGGAGGAAGAUGUCUGGGGAGGGGCUGAAGACCCGGAUGUCUUUCCUGCGGCCUGCCAUUGCUGGUGUGUGUUCACAGUGUGUCUCGAGUGUCGUGAGGAGGCAGAGUGUGGAGCACUGCUCUAUGCUGUGUGAAAUACUUGACCUGUAUGGAGGGACUCAGACCGCGACGUUGGUCUACAGAGACAACCAGAUUGCCAGUUUGUUGGGGGAGAGUGGGGAGACCACUGGUAGCGGUAGAGGAGAUGGUGCAGGGGGAGAAGAGGAAGUGAAGAAGGAGGACGGUGUGAGGGUGGUGGAAGGGGGGGAGAGAGAAGCUGGAUCUAUCACUGAGAUCGUUGUUUGUCUCAGUGGUUGUCUCUUGAGAGCAAUAGACUGGGAGUGUUAUUAG
Messenger RNA from Geodia barretti, 1155 nucleotides. The record is from the annotation of a GenBank genome assembly. Lineage: Eukaryota; Metazoa; Porifera; Demospongiae; Tetractinellida; Geodiidae.